CGUUCACAUCGCAAGUAUUAAAAAACAUUUUUUACUUUCUUUAUCGAAAUUUUAACAAAUUAAAUUUAUCAAUUUUGUGUCGAUAUGAUAAGAAAUGUGUUAUAGUGAUAUUGUAAUCUAUGAUCAAGUGAUUAGCACAAGUGUAAAGUGCAGAAAUUUAUCAAAUAUUCAACAGGUGGAUGAAUAAAAAAAUGAUAUUUUUAUGAAGGGAGAUCGAGAGAAAAAUUAAGAAUAAAAAAUAAUCAAAAUAAAAUUGAAUUUUAAAGCCUGAAAAUUGCAAUCAUGCCUCGAAAAUUGAUGAAAUUUUUGAUUCUAUUUGACAAUACGAAUCUCUUGUACUUUCCUGGACAAUUCUUAAGUGGACGAGUUCUGUUAGAAUUGCAAGAAGAUACACCAGCUUUAGGAUUGCACUUUCAUGUGGUCGGUGAAGGUGUCGUGACUGCUAGAACAGCUCGUCAAGAGCGCACAUACGAUAAAGAAAAUUACAUUGAUUUUCGAAUGAGAUUAUUGGGUGACAAUGAUUCAGGACCGACAAUAUUAUCACCCGGCAUACACUCAUUUCCAUUUAAACUCGGUCUCCCCUUGGGUCUCCCAUCGACUUUUCUCGGGAAGCACGGAUGGAUUCAGUAUUAUUGUAAAUGCGCAUUACGUGAGCCAUCAGGUUUAAUUCACAAAAAUCAUCAAAUUUUCAUCAUCAUGAAUCCGAUUGAUUUAAACAUCGAGGAACCAGCAUUAGCAGAGCCAUUUAGAUGUGAAAUUGAACCGACGUUGGGUGGUUUAGCAUGUAUUGGAUCUGGAACUGUAAAAUGUAAAAUCGAAUUGGAUCGGGGAGGUUACGUGUCAGGAGAAACGAUUCACAUCAACGGAUAUGUUAGGAAUUUCAGUAAAGUUACAAUACGUCAUACGAAAAUAAUUCUACUCGAAACAAUCAAUUAUCUGUCACGUGGAAAAGCUGUUCAAGUUGAAAAACGUGAAAUUGCAUCAAUCAAAGGACCCAAAAUACGUCCCAAUAGUCGUGAUGAAUUUGUGAACAAAAAGCUUUACAUUCCACCUUUACCACCCACAAAUAUACGCAAUUCAAAUUUGAUUCAAUUAAAUUAUGAUGUCUAUGUGAGUUUUAUUUUAUUGUUGAAUUAUUUUUAGCAUGCAAUUUGCUUUGUUAUUAAUGGAUGGAUGUUGUGGUACACUUUGUCUAUUAGAUAUGUUAUCAAUCUUUGAUUCUGUAUGAACCAAGGCUCUCUUCACAAUGCUUGAAUUUUGUUGCAUUAUAUUCAUUCAACAAAGCAUUAAAGUACUUUGAUUCUUACAUAAAUUAAAGACACUAUGACGAGUGUAUAAGGAACAGUCAGUUUCAAGAGCUUCGUAGUUCCAUAGGUAUAGUCAAAUGUUAUUUAUAUAGUGGAGUGAAGUGCAUAGAUCUUAUGUUCAAAUGUAUCCCUGAUAAGCUAUAGAAAAAGGAAAUGGAUAUUCUUUAUGCAAUGUGCCUACCCGACAGGUACAAUUUAAAAUCUAAUGUACAGGAAGCCAAGUGAACAGUAUCAAAUGCCAUGUCGAGACAAUUAUACAUGUAUUAAGUUGGAAAAAGUGCAUCCAAACUGAGUUUAAUGGCUACAACAGUGUAAAAGCACUCGAAUCUUAAUAGGUAUAUCCUAGGAUUGAUGCAGGGCUGGAGAAAUAGGUGAUCAACUCACACCACAGGCCAUAAUUGCAUAUUCAUUGAUAAUAUACUGAUUUUGAAUUUUAGAAGCUAGUUUAAGAUUAAGAUAGAUAAUCAAGAUGAGCUGAAGUAAUUCCACUAGAUGCAACCUUUAAUAAGCACCUAGACUGUUUUAACUACCAAAUUUCAAUGAUUGGAAAUAUAGUAGAUCUCUGAAAAUAUUUUUGAAAGUAUAUUCAUGACAAAAACUCUGAAAAAUUACCCUCAUAAAUCCCUAAUGUCUACCCUCCUCCCCUAAAAAAAAAACGCUUUGUUCUUACAAUUCACAACAGAAAUUUCACAACCAUUCUUUAUUUCCAUUCGGCUGAAAGAAAAUAUUUCAACAUUUAUGUCUUUAAAAUUAUGUCAUUGAAUAGAAAUGAAAAUACAUGAUGAAUAUAUAGGUGUGCGUUCAUUCGAAAUAAAAUUCAGUUAUUUUUGCUGCCUUUUCACAUUCUCGUUAAAGGCUUUUGCUUAUCAAAAGGCACGAAAAAAAAGUAUAUAUAAAGAAUUUUUUUUAUGAAAUGAGGACUGAUAAGAUAUUUAUGAUAUUUUUAAUGUGUAUGUUUCGAAACAGCAGAGGGCGGGACUUGUCUACAUAAGACGUCACUCAUAAAAAUUAAUUUUUUCUAUCGAUAAAAUUUUCGAUUCCAUUUUGCACUUGUAGUUACAAAACAACUCAAUAAAUCCUCAUUAUCAAUUUCAAUUUCAUUUUUAUAUAUUUUUUUGCAGCUUAUAAUUGAGCCAAAAUCGAUGGAGAAGGCGAUAAAACUUCAAUUACCAAUUGUGUUGGCAACAUACCCAUUUCGAUCAACUAAUGAUGUCAUGACAAAUUGGCCCGAUUCCGUUCUACGUCCAGACACACACUAUCCAAGCUCAUUGCCUGUUUUUCGUCCAUCGACAUGAAUGAAAUCAACUGAUAGGAUGCCAUGAAACUUUAUAUAUUUUUUUUCCAAUGUGCCUUAUUAUGUUCAUAUGUAAUUUUUUUUUAAUUGAUGGAAACACGAAGUAGUUAACAAAUCAUGAUUAUGAGAACUAGAUUAUGCAACUUCUCAUCUUUACACCUCCAUUCAUCUCAUUUCCCAUUUAUUUUAUUUUUUCGAGAAAUCGAGAUUGAAUGAAAAUUAAUUUUACUUACAUUAAUUAAGCUUACAAAAUCAUUCCUACCUACUGUUCAUCUCUACAUAAUGAUAUUAAUUAAUUGUAACUUUAUCUCGAGGUACUUAAAAAUCGAUUUAUAAUCAAGAAAAUAACGUGAAGAAAUGCGCAACCUCUUACUGGUGAGGGAUUAGAGUACUUUGUAAAUUAAUGAGUCAAGUCUUAGUUUGAAAUUGGUUUUUAAAUCAAGAAAAUGUUGUGAAAUUCAGACGUCAUCGAUAUUGUUUCAAGUUUGAUGUACUUUGCAGUACAAUGGACAUUGAAACAUGUUGACUAAGUCAUAUAAAGUUAUUUUUUCAUUUGAAGACCAUAAUUGGAUCUCUUGCUAAUGCAGACACAUAGAAUUCGAAGUCAACGAUACAACUCUUUGAUUUGAUCCAAAUUAAACAUGUGAUUUUAUCUGUUAACAUGAAAAAUCGUUAAAUCAUUCUUACUUACUUACCAAGUUUUUGGCUAUCUAAU
This is a messenger RNA of Chironomus riparius, 3316 nucleotides long. Lineage: Eukaryota; Metazoa; Arthropoda; Insecta; Diptera; Chironomidae. The record is from the annotation of a GenBank genome assembly.